UGUUCGUCACGCACGUCACUUACAUUCAUAAUGAACUGAUCUAGGCCUAACGAGAAAUUAUAACAAUAAAAUUAGACUGCACUGCAGUUUUAUUUUAGGACUGGCAAGAAUCAGGAAGUAGCAGGGCGAGGUGGAAACUAUUGCAUUUAAAGAAGCUCGAGCCGAGGAAAUAGAUUUGAAAAGUUUGCCAACCCGUCAAUCCCUGCACGGUCUACAUGAUGUGUGAGUACAUGCCUCCGUGCAGCAAAGGGGCCGUCUUCAUUAUAGACGAGUACAACCUGGCCCUGUGUGCCAUCGUAACCCUGUUGAUGCAGACGACGUUCUUCAUCAUCGCAGCAACCUGCAAGUUUGACAAAGUCACGGACUUCGCCGGAGGGAGUAACUUCGUAGUCCUGGCACUUCUGACCUUCUUUCUGGCAGGGACCUAUGGAGCCAGACAGAUUGCCGUGACCGUCUUCGUUUGCGCCUGGGGGUUCCGUCUCUCUGGCUAUCUCCUGUAUCGCAUCAUCAAGAUUGGCGAAGACAAUCGCUUCGACGAAAUCAGAGGAAAUUUCCUGAAAUUUGCUGGCUUCUGGUUCUUCCAGGCCGUGUGGGUCUUCUCGGUCAGCCUGCCGGUCAUCUUCAUCAACGCAGCCAAGAAUGCAGAGGGGGGCUGCUUCGGCGUCCUGGACAUCAUCGGCACUGUCUUCUUUGUCAUCGGGUUGGUCAUUGAGACGGUUGCCGACAUGCAGAAGUUCAGCUUCCGCAACAAUGCGGAGAACAAGGGCAAGUGGUGCGCCGUCGGUCUGUGGUACUGGUCUCGUCAUCCCAACUACCUGGGUGAGAUCACCCUGUGGUUGGGCAUCUUCCUGGUGAGCUGUAGCGUUGUCAUAUACUGCGAGUGGGUCGUUGUCAUCAGCCCAAUCUUCAUCAUCUGUAUCCUGCUGUUUGUCAGCGGCGUGCCCAUGCUGGAACAGAAAUCGGACGACCGAUACGGAUGCCGAGCGGAAUACCAGGAGUACAAGAGGCAGACCAGCCCCAUCCUCCUCUGUCCGCCCCGCCUCUACCGAUCUUUGCCGGAUGUCGUCAAGUGCCUGUUCCUGUGCGAGUUUCCAUUCUACAACCUCAAGCCGAAAGACGAAUGCAAACCGAUAACAGCUGCGCCUACUGAAGGACAAAGCGUUGUGAGGGCUUAAGUCUUGAUGGGGAAUGUGAGGGCGCCCUUCACUCAUACUGUAACUAUACAUCUGUAUUUCGUGUGGAAAGAAUUUGGUUGUAGUACAGGGUGCCCCAACAAAAAUGCAACCUUAAAAGAUUUGCCUUGUUUCAAAAACGUGGCCGGUGAAUGAUUAUGUUUUGGAUAUCAGAUUGAAGCUGAGAGUUUUUUCUUUCAAAUACUGAGAAAAAAAAAUCAUGAAAACAGCACAUUGGGUUGCUGAGAAAAUGUCAAUUAUGUAACACAACUCCUUUUUUGGUCCAUUCAAAUGGCAUUACUACAGUUAAGGGAUAUACACUGUACCUAUCUGUGCAUGUCCUAAUCCUUACAAACAACACGGCGCAUAAUAUGACAAGAGCACAAAUGUGACCUGUUCUGUCAAAAGCAGACGCUUCUGGGCAGAGGUUGAAAGUAAGAUAUGGCCAAAAAACUGUGGAGGUGAUUUUUUUUCGAUUGUCCAAUUUUAUCAUAUUUGUAAUCCUGAACAUGUCUUAAAUAUACUAUGAAAGUUUGAAACCAUAAUUUGAACUCUAAA
Molecule: messenger RNA, 1730 nt
Organism: Patiria miniata (bat star)
Lineage: Eukaryota; Metazoa; Echinodermata; Asteroidea; Valvatida; Asterinidae
Exons: 6
Coding region: 216-1175 (319 amino acids)
Biological process (GO): lipid metabolic process
Cellular component (GO): membrane
Molecular function (GO): oxidoreductase activity, acting on the CH-CH group of donors
Source: RefSeq, a predicted model, not a curated record